This is a messenger RNA of Eptesicus fuscus (big brown bat), 3765 nucleotides long. RefSeq names its product nucleotide binding oligomerization domain containing 1 (gene NOD1). The transcript has 12 exons. Lineage: Eukaryota; Metazoa; Chordata; Mammalia; Chiroptera; Vespertilionidae. The record is from RefSeq and is a predicted model, not a curated record. Gene Ontology annotation, molecular function: protein binding. The coding region runs from base 245 to 3106 and encodes 953 amino acids. Gene Ontology annotation, biological process: regulation of apoptotic process.
CGCGGCCCCGCUGCCUCCCCCACUUCCCGGUCGGUCGGGGCGGCCGGGCGGCGGCUCCCGCCCGCUCCCCUCCGCUGCAGGCCUCGCCCGGUCCUCCGCGCCCGGCCCGCGCGCCCCGCUCUGCAAACCUGGCGGCCACGGGCCGCACGGAGAGGCAGGGGCCCUGGGUCCCGAUGGUCCUCCGCCGGGAAGACACGGGCAGCCAGGAUGGACCUGGGACCCGGAGCCCCUUGCUGCUUUAGCCAUGGAGAAGCGGGGCCGCGGGGAGAUGGACGCCGCCCCGCCGCAGCCUCUUCACUCCCACAUUCAGCUGUUGAAAACCAACCGUGAGCUGCUGGUCACGCACAUCCGCAACACGCAGUGUCUGGUGGACAACCUGCUGGAGAGUGACUACUUCUCGGCCGAAGACGCGGAGAUCGUGGGCGCCUGCCCCACGCAGCCCGACAAGGUCCGCAAAAUUCUGGACCUGGUGCAGAGCAAGGGCGAGGAGGUGUCCGAGUUCCUCCUCUACGUGCUCCAGCAGCUCGCAGAUGCCUACGUGGACCUCAGGCCCUGGCUGUUGGAGAUCGGCUUCUCCCCUUCCCAGCGCAUCCAGAGCAAAACUGUUGUCAACACUGAUCCAGUGAGCAGGUACAUCCAGAAGCUGCGACACCAGCUGGGCCGCGACUCCAAGUUCAUCCUGUGCUACUCGCAGAAGGAGGAGGUGAUGCUGGAGGAGAUGUACACGGACACCCUCAUGGAACUGGUCAGCUUCAGCAAUGAGAGCCUGGGCAGCCUGGGCAGCCUGGCCCGCCUCCUGGACCCGUCCACGGGCGUCCUCAACGAGCAGGGCGAGACCAUCUUCGUCUCGGGCGACGCGGGCGUGGGCAAGUCCGUGCUGCUGCAGCGGCUGCAGAGCCUCUGGGCCGCCGGCCAGCUGGACGCGCGGCUCAAGUUCUCCUUCCACUUCCGCUGCCGCAUGUUCAGCUGCUUCAGCGAGGGCGCCGCGCUGAGCCUGCAGGACCUGCUCUUCAAGCACUGCUGCUACCCCGAGCAGGACCCCGAGGAGGUGUUCGCCUUCCUGCUGCGCUUCCCCCACGCCGCCCUCUUCACCUUCGACGGCCUGGACGAGCUCCACUCGGACUUCGACCUGAGCCGCGUGCCCGACACCUCGUCGCCCUGGGAGCCGGCCCACCCCCUGGUCCUGCUGGCCAACCUGCUCAGCGGGGUGCUGCUCAAGGGGGCCACCAAGCUGCUCACGGCCCGCACGGGCGUCGAGAUCCCGCGCCAGCUCCUCCGGAAGAAGGUGCUGCUGCGGGGCUUCUCCCGCGGCCACCUGCGGGCCUACGCCGGGAGGAUGUUCCCCGACCGGGCCACGCAGGACCGCCUGCUGGACCAGCUGGAGGCCAACCCCAACCUCUGCAGCCUGUGCGCCGUGCCCCUCUUCUGCUGGAUCAUCUUCCGCUGCUUCCAGCACUUCCACGGCGCCUGCGACGGCGCCCCCGAGCUGCCCGACUGCGCGGUGACCCUGACCGAUGUCUUCCUGCUGGCCACCGAGGUCCACCUGAACAGGACGCGGCCCACCAGCCUGGUGCGGAGGAACACGCAGAGCCAGGCGGAGGCCCUGCGCGCCGGCCGGGCCACCCUGUGCGCGCUGGGGCGGCUGGCCCGCGGGGGCAUGGAGCGGGACCUGUUUGCCUUCAGCCAGGAGGAGGUGCGGGCCUGCGCCCUGCGGGAGGCUGACCUGCAGCUGGGCUUCCUGCGGGCCGUGCCCGAGCCGGGCCUCGGCGAGGACCAGCAGUCCUAUGAGUUCUUCCACACCACCCUCCAGGCCUUCUUCACCGCCUUCUCCCUCGUGGUGGACGCCACGGUGGGCACGCGGGCGCUGCUCAGGUUCUUCCAGGAGUGGGUGCCCCCUGAGGAGGCGGCGGCGGCCUGCUCGCCCCGCUUCCUCCCCUUCCAGUGCCUGGGGGCCCGCGGCCCGGCGGGGGACGACCCCUUCAGGAACAAGGACCACUUCCAGUUCACCAACCUCUUCCUGUGCGGGCUGUUGUCCAAGGCCAAGCACAAACUCCUGCGCCACCUGGUGCCGGCCGCGGCCCUGAGGAGGAAGCGCCGGGCCCUGUGGGCGCACCUGUUCGCCAGCCUGCGGACCCACCUGAAGAACCUGCCCCGCACGCGGUCUGGGGGCUUCAACCAGGUGCAGGCCAUGCCCACCUUCAUCUGGAUGCUGCGCUGCAUCUACGAGACGCAGAGCGAGAAGGUGGGGCAGCUGGCGGCCAAGGGCAUCUGCGCCAACUACCUCAAGCUGACCUACUGCAACGCCUGCUCGGCCGACUGCAGCGCCCUCGCCUUCGUCCUGCACCACUUCCGCAAGCGGCUGGCCCUCGAUCUGGACAACAACAACCUCAACGACUACGGCGUGCGGGAACUGCAGCCCUGCUUCAGCUGCCUCACGGUCAUCAGACUCAGCGUGAACCAGGUCACUGACAGUGGGGUCAAGGUGCUCUAUGAAGAGCUGACCAAGUACAAAAUUCUGACGUUUUUAGGCUUGUACAACAACCAGAUCACUGAUGUCGGAGCCGGGUACGUCGCCAGGAUCCUGGAUGAGUGCACAGGCCUCACACACCUUAAACUGGGGAAAAACCAGAUAACCAGCGAGGGAGGAAAGUGUCUCGCCCUGGCUGUGAAGAACAGCAAAUCCAUCUUGGAAAUUGGGAUGUGGGGCAAUCAGAUCGGCGAUGAAGGAGCAAAGGCCUUCGCAGAGGCUCUGAGGAACCACCCCAGCUUGACCAACCUCAGUCUGGCUUCCAACGGCAUUUCGACAGGAGGAGGAAAGAGCCUCGCGCAGGCCUUGCACUGGAACACGUCGCUGAGAAUAUUCUGGCUCACCCAGAAUGAACUCGACGACGAAGUGGCAGAGAGCAUGGCAGAGAUGUUGAAAGUCAACCAGACGCUGAAACAUUUAUGGCUUAUCCAGAACCAGAUCACAGCCAAGGGGGUCGCCCGGCUGGCGGACGCCUUACAGAAGAACACCGGCAUCGUGGAGAUUUGCCUGAAUGGGAACGUGAUGCAGCCCGAGGAGGCCAGCGGCUUUGAGGGUGAGAAGCGGCUGGUCCUUGCCUGAGAGGACGCCUUCCUGUCCGAGGCUCUGGCCUGGGAGGGCGCUGGCAGCGGCGUCCACUCUGCGGUCACCUGUCUUGGGUGUCGUCCUGCUUGGGGCCGGCCGGGGGCCCAGGGCCUUCACAGAUGCUCCGAUGGGCCAGCUCCCUGCACGGCUGGUGCAGUCUCACGGGGAAGCGUGGGCUUUGUGAGCCAUGUUGUUCCUGGAAACAUACGUGCAGAGACGGUCCUGAGUGCCCACGAUCGUGGUAACCUGCGUCCAGAGGAAUGACGGAGCUCAUACAACGCCGGCCCUGACGGCUGGGGGAGUGAGCUGUCGCUGCUGUCCUCACCGAGCCGUCGAGGACGUGGUGCAGAGAAGAUGCUCCAUGAACAAGUGCUUUGCCUGCAGCCUUCCUCCUCGGUACCUCCCCAGGUGCUGCGGUCCCUCCCACUUCACAGCUGUAGGUACUGAGCGGUGCCCCGUGUGGGGUGGCAGUGGGUGCCAAGGAGAAGACUCAGCACAGGCUUUUUUCUCCUGGGCCUCCCUGCCAACCAAGACCAUGGCUGCGCUCUAGCUGAGAGGGAGGGCGAUGCCUUCGUGACGCUGCGUUCCCACUCAGGGCUUUCCCACGGCGAGGCUGACCUCCUCCAGAGACUAACGCCGUGGGCAGAGCUGCUUUG